AUGUUCGCCACUUCCGCUCGCCGCGCUGCGGCCCAGACUUCCGCCUUCGCUCCCAAGUACACCAUCCCCCGUCACUACGGUGGCUACACCCUGGGCACCGCCAUCAAGACCGGUACCCUUCUCGGUAGCUUCGGUGUCGCCAUUGGCACUGGUGCCCUCUUUAUCUUCGGCGAGGUCCCCCGUGUGCGCAACGACAUCCUCCGCCAGCUUCCCUUCUUCGACACCUACUACGACCGCACUAUCCCCGCCGAGGACAACCCCUUCUAA
This is a messenger RNA of Penicillium antarcticum, 267 nucleotides long. RefSeq names its product cytochrome b-c1 complex subunit 10. Bases 1 to 267 code for a protein of 88 amino acids. The transcript has 5 exons. Gene Ontology annotation, biological process: mitochondrial electron transport, ubiquinol to cytochrome c. NCBI's taxonomy places the organism in Eukaryota, Fungi, Ascomycota, Eurotiomycetes, Eurotiales, Aspergillaceae. The record is from RefSeq and is a predicted model, not a curated record.